AAAUUUCCUAGCUCUCUCCAUCUCUCUCUUGUUGUUGCAGUUGCCCAACACUAACAUUUAUUCUUCCUCUCCUACACAACUACUUGCUUCUGCUUCAAUUAAGCUAAACCAAGCUGAAUCAUUCAUCGGAUAUUUGAUUAAUUAAUCCAUCAAAUAUAUAGAUAGAGAGAUGGAAAAUAUUAAAGAAAACUAUGUUAUAAAUGGAGGAGUGAAGAUGCCAGUUGGGUACCGGUUUCGUCCCACGGAUGAGGAGCUGGUGCUUCACUACUUGAUGAGGAAGGUUCAUGCCGCCCCAUUGCCUGCUUCCAUCAUUCCAGAGUUCGAUGUCUUCGAAACUCAUCCCUGGGGCUUGCCGGGUGAUGUUAGAGAAAAAAGGUAUUUCUUUCACAAUGAAAAUAUGAAUAAGAAUGUUGGCAUCAACAGCAAGAGAGCUGCUGGAUGUGGAUACUGGAAGCCUAUUGGCAAAAAGAAGCAGAUUGUUAAUAAUUCUGAAUCCAAUGAAGCCGUUGGGAUCCGGAAGACGUUGGUUUUCUGUGAAAGGAAGCGCCGCCGUUGCCACCACCACCACCAUGGGAGUACUAAUACUACCACUCAAACUCGAUGGCUCAUGCAUGAAUACCGCCUGUUGGCUUCUCAAGCAAAUCCAACCCAGGUUUUGGAAAAGGAAUCCGGAAACUGGGUGGUCUGUCGCAUAUUUCAGAAAAAGAGAAGGCCUACUCAAAGAACAUCAGAUGAUAUGGGGGUCGCUUCUCAACGCUCAUCAAACUGCAAGAAGACUCGGAGAUUAUUGGAGGAUUAUAUCUCGGCAGAUGAUCAUUCACGACGUUCGGAUCCUGAUCUUACAACACUUUCUUCCCCAUCAUGCUCGAGUGACAUCACUCAUGAGCUCUCUUCCAAUGACAAUGGUGAGCUAGACGAUGAUCAGGAGGGACACAGUGUUAGCAUGCCGAUUAAUAUUUAGCUAAGUUAUUAUAUAUUGAUCACAUUAAUCGUGUUUUGUUUAAGAUCAGUAGUACUAUCACGAUAGCUUUGGUUAAGCUUCCUUAAUUCCGUGUAAUUCAUCAUGUAAUCCAACUCUUGAGCAACAAAUUAAAUGAGAAUGGCCACUCUAACAGCAAGAGGCAAAAGGAAGAGGCAUUCAUAUUGUUGCAAGUAAAA
Molecule: messenger RNA, 1158 nt
Organism: Malus domestica (apple)
Lineage: Eukaryota; Viridiplantae; Streptophyta; Magnoliopsida; Rosales; Rosaceae
Product: NAC domain-containing protein 83
Biological process (GO): regulation of DNA-templated transcription
Molecular function (GO): DNA binding
Source: RefSeq, marked provisional